AUGUGUUUUUCCAAGAAGUACAACAAGAAGUGCUUCAAGAAGAUGCAAGCAAAUAAUGCCAAGGCCAUGAGCGCAUGCUCCGAGGCUAUCAUGGCCCUCUUCAAGCCCAAGGAGGUCAAGCCCAAGAUCAUUCCAAAGGGAGUAGGCCUCAGGCUUGCUCGACUUGCCUAUACUGCCCUCCACAAGCUUGUGAAGCGUAUCCGUGUGCACACUGCCAAGGGUCCCAGGCCUCACCAGCCAAAGGUCCAGGCUCCAGCUUCUGCUCCACCCAAGGCCCAGGGUCCCAUAAAGGCUCCACAGUAA
Messenger RNA from Octodon degus (degu), 303 nucleotides. Its product is annotated as 60S ribosomal protein L29-like. The coding region runs from base 1 to 303 and encodes 100 amino acids. The transcript has a single exon. The record is from RefSeq and is a predicted model, not a curated record. NCBI's taxonomy places the organism in Eukaryota, Metazoa, Chordata, Mammalia, Rodentia, Octodontidae.